Chlorocebus sabaeus (green monkey) is the source of this 1483-nucleotide messenger RNA. RefSeq names its product phosducin (gene PDC). Lineage: Eukaryota; Metazoa; Chordata; Mammalia; Primates; Cercopithecidae. Gene Ontology annotation, biological process: regulation of G protein-coupled receptor signaling pathway. The record is from RefSeq and is a predicted model, not a curated record. Gene Ontology annotation, cellular component: photoreceptor outer segment.
CACAUAGACUUAACUGGAACACUUGAGUUAAGAAAAGACAAAUGAUGAAUUAUAUAAAAUCCUUAAGUCCAGACAUCUUUAAUAAUACAUGUUAAAUUAAUGUCCUUUUACAUUGUGGACAGAAACAUUCUAAAUACUUUAUCACUGAGUGAUUAUCCUUAGCCUACUUAUGGAAUCUGGCAGCAGGAGACUAUAAAUAUGCAUAUACCUAUAUAUUUAUCUGUGUGUGUGUAUAUAUAUAUGUAUGUACAUCCUGGAAUUCUUGUGUCAUUAUUAUUUCUUUGUUCCUCCUAUAGAUUAUAUCAAAUCGAAUCCCUAAAAUGGAAGAAGCCAGAAGUCAAAGUUUGGAGGAAGACUUUGAAGGACAGGCCACACAUACAGGACCUAAAGGAGUAAUAAACGACUGGAGAAAGUUUAAAUUAGAGAGUCAAGACAGUGAUUCAAUCCCACCUAGCAAGAAGGAGAUUCUCAGGCAAAUGUCUUCUCCUCAGAGUAGGAAUGGCAAAGAUUCAAAGGAACGAGUCAGCAGAAAGAUGAGCAUUCAAGAAUAUGAACUAAUCCAUAAAGAGAAAGAGGAUGAAAACUGCCUUCGUAAAUACCGUAGACAGUGUAUGCAGGAUAUGCACCAGAAGCUGAGUUUUGGGCCUAGAUAUGGGUUUGUGUAUGAGCUGGAAACUGGAGAGCAAUUCCUAGAAACAAUUGAAAAGGAACAGAAGAUCACCACAAUAGUUGUUCACAUUUAUGAAGAUGGUAUUAAGGGCUGUGAUGCUCUAAACAGUAGUUUAACAUGUCUUGCAGCAGAAUACCCUAUAGUUAAGUUUUGUAAAAUAAAAGCUUCGAAUACAGGUGCUGGAGACCGCUUUUCCUUAGAUGUACUUCCUACAUUGCUCAUCUAUAAAGGUGGGGAACUCAUAAGCAAUUUUAUUAGUGUUGCUGAUCAGUUUGCUGAAGAAUUUUUUGCUGGGGAUGUGGAGUCUUUCCUAAAUGAAUAUGGGUUACUACCUGAAAGAGAGGUACAUGCCCUAGAGCAUACCAAAAUAGAAGAAGAAGAUAUUGAAUGAAGAUUCACUAUGUUAAUAUCUCAUGUGUAUCCUUUAGGCAUUGGAUGAUGGUUUUGGUAGUAUCUAUAUUGCUUUAGUGAACACAGAGUAUGGGCAUGGGCAUGGUUAUGCUAAUUUGACAAAAAUGAUUGAUGCAACAAUCGAGUUAUUAGCAUUUCUUAGUAUUAGUUACUCAAAUUGAUACAAUGCUUGAUUACAAAACACAGCUGUCUUCAGCAACAUUAUUAAUAAACAAAGAGGAUGUGGAUAAUAUUACGACAUUUUCCAAAAAUCCCUUUCAAGUUACGUUUUGUCUUUUUUACUCCAUUUUCCCUCCUCACUGUUAUUAUUGUUUGGGCUUUUCAAAUUACAUUAUUCAUUAUAAUUUUAUUUGUGUAAUAAAAAUAAAAUCUCAUGAGGAAAUAAAUUUUCUGUUUGAAGUC